CUCGUUUUCUUCCUUCAACCCUUUUCCCCGGCCUCUCUCCCUUUCCUUACACGGAUCCUGAAUGGCUGAAUCUUUAGACAAAAUGCUCUCCCCGCAAUUUUUGUUAUUUUAGAUUAUUUCUUUUCUGCGGCUUAGUUUUUACCAUCCAUUUCCAUUAAUCGUAUAUUGAUUUCUUACCAGAUAAUCGUAUAAUUCAUUCCAACACCAUAUAGUAUUGAUUUUCAAUUUCAGAUCACUGCGAUAUCUACUUGGAUAAAAAGUCUUUCUCGUCGUUUUUUUCUUUAAUCACAUGAAGAAGGAGAAUUGGGUUCCUUUUUUAACCCACUCUUCAGCACCAGAUGUCAAUUUUCUGUAUCCAAAUGUUUGAAAUUCCCGUCGGUUUUUUUCUAAUUAUCGAUUGAGAAACCCUAAUUCAUUGGUACUUUUAUACUAUUUUUCUUUGUGUAUUAGUACUUUUCUGGAAGCAGCUGUCACAUUUUCCAUUUGGGAAUUUUUGGGACAUUAUUUUCUUCUGGGAGUACCGUUGUCGGCCUUCUUUUUUAUUUUUUCACAUUUCUUUUCAUUUUCUUUGAUGCGAUUCAAAUGGAUCUGAAGGGUGCGCAGAUUUGUGAUUUUGAUUCGUGCCUCAGGAUGCCAUGAAGUAUCAUUGAUUCAUUAAGUGGUGCAUUGUAAAAUAUCAACAAAGGCUACUAUUUUUCUGGAGGUUUUCAUUAAUUUUUAGAAAUUUCACUAUGGAUCAUGUAAUUGGCGGCAAGUUCAAGCUGGGGAGAAAGAUUGGCAGCGGAUCUUUUGGAGAGCUUUAUUUGGGAGUAAAUAUACAAACUGGAGAAGAAGUUGCUGUUAAAUUGGAAUCUGCUAAAACUAAGCACCCCCAGCUUCACUAUGAAUCAAAAUUGUACAUGCUCCUUCAGGGAGGAACUGGGAUUCCCCAUCUUAAAUGGUUUGGAGUCGAUGGCGAGUACAAUGCCAUGGCUAUUGAUCUUCUUGGACCAAGCUUAGAAGAUUUGUUCAACUAUUGCAAUAGGAAGUUCACAUUGAAAACAGUCCUAAUGCUUGCAGAUCAAUUAAUAAAUCGAGUUGAAUACAUGCACUCUAGAGGAUUUCUUCACCGAGAUAUAAAACCCGAUAACUUCUUAAUGGGUUUGGGACGCAAAGCUAAUCAGGUGUACAUAAUCGACUAUGGUCUUGCAAAGAAAUACAGAGAUUUACAGACUCACAAGCAUAUACCAUACAGGGAAAAUAAAAAUCUCACGGGCACAGCUCGUUAUGCUAGUGUAAACACCCAUCUUGGAGUUGAACAAAGCAGAAGGGACGAUUUAGAAUCUCUUGGCUAUGUCCUUAUGUACUUCCUUAGAGGAAGCCUUCCCUGGCAGGGACUGAAAGCUGGUACAAAGAAACAGAAAUAUGACAGGAUUAGUGAAAAGAAGAUGCUUACACCCGUAGAGGUCUUGUGUAAAUCUUAUCCAUCUGAGUUCAUUUCUUAUUUUCAUUAUUGUCGAUCCUUGCGGUUUGAUGACAAACCUGACUAUUCAUACUUGAAGAGACUUUUCCGGGAUCUAUUUAUUCGGGAAGGUUAUCAGUUUGAUUAUGUGUUUGACUGGACUGUAUUGAAGUAUCCACAGAUUGGCUCCAGUUCUAGAACACUGCCAACGGGGAAGAUACCUAUAAACAUGGGAUCAUCUGCAGAAAGAGCCGAGAAAACCCCAGUGAAGCAAGAGACCCGAGAUAGAUUAUCUGGUGCUGUGGGGGCAUUUGGGAGAAGAAAUGGUUCUGGCUCAGGCUUGCAUGGAGAUCCCUCCAAAUAUAGAUCUUUCGAUGAUGGACCAUCGCGUAAAGAUGUGCAAAUUGAUUCUGAUCGUGGUCGGAUAUCUCGGCCUGGUAGUUCUUCAAAGAGAGCGGUUAUAUCAAGCAGCAGCAGGCCCAGCUCAUCUGGCGAGCCCAGCGAAAAUCGUCAUAGCAGACUCGGAAGAAUAUCCACCACUCAUAGGCUACAGCCUGGAUUCGAGUCGAAAUCAUCAUCUUUCACCCGUGCUGCUGGUUCAAGAGGCAUCCGUGAUGAAACUCUUCGAAGCUUUGAGCUCUUAACAAUUGGCUCCGGAAAAAGGAAAUAAUUGAAAAUGUUUGUGGACUGUUGUGGUUUUGGCUCCAGAUAUCAGCCCUGGGGUAUGUUGUGAUGUUGUUUCUCUAUUUCGCGUCCUUGUAUGGAGAAACAAUUGCGCUCGGUUUUAGCUGCAAGAAUUGGAUGUCUGUUAUCAAUUUUAUUUCUAUUUCUUUCCCUUUUUCGAGUAUAAGUGUUUGUUCCAUGCCUACUAAAAUCUUGCUUCCAUAUAUUCUUCAUGUGUGAUCCUGUUGUAAUAUGAAGUCAACUAUGUUAUUAUUAUUGACCUAAAUGUGGCUAUUUCAUAUGGCUAAGUUGAGCUGUAAUUUUCCAUUGGUUAGUGGACAUUUUUUUUAUUUUUG
Messenger RNA from Striga asiatica, 2460 nucleotides. NCBI's taxonomy places the organism in Eukaryota, Viridiplantae, Streptophyta, Magnoliopsida, Lamiales, Orobanchaceae. The record is from the annotation of a GenBank genome assembly.